GCUGAGUGGAAGGCAUUCUCUCGUCAGCAGCGGAACAAGAAUACACCCACUACCAUGUACAAACUGACCGCUAUCUUUGCCCUCAUCGCCUGCGCCAGGGCUGGCUACAUCGGAGGCUACGCUGCCGCUCCAGCACUCACCUACGGCUCUAGCUACGGCUAUGCUGGUGGCUACAGUUAUGCUUCUCCAGCAGUUGCCACCGUUGCUCAUGCUCCAGCUAUCUCUUACGCCGCACCGGCACUCGCUACUGUAGCACACGCUCCAGUCGCUGUAGCUCAUGCUCCAGUCGCCACCUCCUACGCAAACACUUACAGGACUGUGAACAAGCCAAUCGCCGUUGCCGCCCCAGCUGUAUCUUACGCUGCUCCAGCCGUCUCCUACGCCGCACCCGCAGUUUCCUAUGCCGCCCCAGCCGUUGCAACCGUCGCCCACGCUCCAGUUGCCACUUCUUACGCUAGCACUUACAGGACUGUCAACAAGGCUGUAGCUGUCGCUGCUCCCGCUGUCUCCUAUGCAGCUCCCGCAGUCUCCUAUGCUGCUCCAGCUAUCGCCACCGUAGCUCAUGCUCCAGCAGUAUCCUACGCUGCUCCAGUCGCCGCUGUAGCCCAUGCCCCAAUUGCCACUUCUUAUGCUAACACCUACAGGACCGUCAACAAGCCAAUUGCUGUAGCCACCCCAGCUAUCUCCUACGCCGCCCCAGCUGUUGCCACCGUAGCUCACGCCCCAGCCAUUGCCACUGUCGCCCAUGCUCCAGUCAGCUAUGGUCUCGGCCUCAGGUCUGCAUACGGUCUUGGCAGCUACGGAUACGGUCUUGGAUACAGGUCUGCCUACGGUCUCGGCUAUGGAUAUGGUGGAUACGGACUUGGCUCCACCCUCCUCCACCAUUAA
Messenger RNA from Nezara viridula (southern green stink bug), 888 nucleotides. Lineage: Eukaryota; Metazoa; Arthropoda; Insecta; Hemiptera; Pentatomidae. The record is from the annotation of a GenBank genome assembly.